CAGUUCAGCUACUUUUCUGAACCAAAAUUACCUUCUACUAACAUAAACUGCAAAUUGAUCCAUAUACUAGACCGCGUGAGUAAUUGACAUAACCAAAUUCUGUACAAGAAAGCCAAUGGAAAGUUCAUUAUUCUGCAACCAAAAUGCAGUUGGAAAUUUAUCAAAAUUUCAAGAAACAGUUAAGGAUAUUAUUGUUAACCGUCGUAAUUCUCCCUCCACCUGCUCAUUUCCAUCUGCUCUUACCCCUCCAACCUUGAAAACUUCACUUCCUUUUCUUUCUUCAUUUUCUUCUUGUUCAUUCAGAUUGAAUUGUUACCGUAAAGAUGAUGAACAUCUAUCCACUUCUUUGGCUUAUGAUGUUCUUGGUUUAGCCCCUGAUUGUACUCCAGCCGAACUCAAGGCUGCUUUUCGCGCCAAAGUUAAAGAGUAUCAUCCUGAUGUCAGACAAGAUAAGGGAAGCUCAGAUAUGAUGAUUCGUCGUGUAAUUAAAGCAUAUGAGAUAUUAUCGAACUGCAGCAGGUCAGAAAUUAUUGAGAGGGAAUGUAUGGACCCAUUCGAUGAACCAGAAUGUGAAGCAUUUGAUGUAUUUGUUAAUGAGGUUCUUUGUGUUGGAAAAGGCUGUCCAUAUUCAUGUGUUAAGAGAGCACCUCAUGCAUUUGAGUUUUCUUCUUUAACAGGAACUGCUCGUGCAACUUCUCAAGGACAUGGCAAAGAUUAUCAAGUGCAGAGUGCAGUUGGCCAGUGCCCCAUGAGUUGUAUUUACUUUGUUACACCUUCUCAGCGAAUCAUUCUGGAAGAGCUACUUGAUAGCAUCAUUGGUGCACCAUAUGAUACUUCAGCAGAGGCAGACUUGCUUUAUUCUCUCAUUGUGAAGGCCAAAUUUGAAAACAAUCGGUACCGAAAGCCCAAGCAACAGCCGAAGGUCUCCACCAAACAUGUAGAUUGGUUUUGAUCAUCUGCACCACGGCUGUUUGGAAAUUACUUAGAAGUGCUAUAACAACUCAUGCUUGUCAUUUGGCAAAGAAUGUAGCGCGAGGACGUCUAAGUUAGCGAGCAGAAUUUACAAUUUUACACAUCUAAUGGCUGCCUAGUUUCUUACAGGCUUCUGAAAUGCCAUCAGAAAACGAGCAGUUUGCCAUCAAGGAACGCUGUCUGAAACACUAGAGUGCCAUUUUUCUUAUAUACAGGAGUGACUAAAGUUUGCUUACU
Coffea arabica (coffee) is the source of this 1209-nucleotide messenger RNA. RefSeq lists its product as uncharacterized. Lineage: Eukaryota; Viridiplantae; Streptophyta; Magnoliopsida; Gentianales; Rubiaceae. The record is from RefSeq and is a predicted model, not a curated record.